Messenger RNA from Thamnophis sirtalis, 586 nucleotides. NCBI's taxonomy places the organism in Eukaryota, Metazoa, Chordata, Lepidosauria, Squamata, Natricidae. The record is from RefSeq and is a predicted model, not a curated record.
GCGUUUGAACGGAAGGUCUCCGGUUUCUGGUGAGACGGGAAGAAUGGAGACGGCCGUGGAGCCUGUGGUCCUGGACUGCCGGGGAGACCAACGGUGUAACGCCAGACCAGAUGUGGACUAUCCGCUUCGGGUGCUCUACUGCGGAGAAAUAGAUCUUAAGGAGGCCCAAAGGUUCUUUGCUCAGAAGUUUUCCUGUGGGGCGUCGGUAACUGGGGAGGAUGAAAUAAUUAUUCAGGGAGAUUUCACAGACGACAUCAUCGAAGUGAUUCAGGAAAAGUGGCCCGAGGUGGACGAUGACAGCAUCGAAGAUCUGGGAGAAGUGAAAAAGUGAGAUUCCUUUGGAAAAGCCACAAAUUCCGGCCUUUUUUUGGGACAGACGCCCAACUCUAGCCAAAACAGUCCAAGUGGGACUUUCCCUGACAGAUCCGUUUGAAGAGGCUUGUUCCCCCCAGUGGCAUUUUUACCGUGGUCUAUUUUAUUUUUUUGUCCGUGAUCUUUCUUUGCCAAAGUUUAAAUUUGGGGGAUGUGAGCGCAUCCUGCUUCGGCCUGGAAGUAGAGCGUUAAUAAAGAAGUUACUGUUCUUGGC